This is a messenger RNA of Seminavis robusta, 2670 nucleotides long. NCBI's taxonomy places the organism in Eukaryota, Bacillariophyta, Bacillariophyceae, Naviculales, Naviculaceae. The record is from the annotation of a GenBank genome assembly.
UCAAAGAGACGACCACAACACCACUAUCUCAUCCCUGUGUUCCGAAGUCGAGGAGAAGGGCUCUACAAAUAGCUACCUUGUUACAUGAAUAGAUUGAGAUAAUAAUAUGAAGUCUGCUACCUUUCUGGUUGGCGCCUUUGUAAUGGGCGGAAGUCAAUGGCCCCCUCUUGCCUCCCGCAAGAUAAUAUCUCAAGGUCUCCCACGGAAUGGAAUGAAAAGUGAUGAGCGAGAUCCUGCAGGGGUGGAAUCUGUCUUUUAUCAAGCCAAGAAGAUUCGAAAGACACAGUUGGCGCGACUUGCCCGAAAAACCAAACCAGGGAGCAAGAAUCCAGGAGGCAAGCGUCGACAAAGACGUCAACGUGGAUUUCUGGGAGGAGAGCAGGACCCCAUUCCUGUCGGUCAAAGGGCAGUCGAACGAAUGAAGCAACAAAUCUCAUUGCCAUUAGAGCUAGAAAAUGACGACAAGGAACUGGAGGCACUGGCAACCAUGCGUGUUCUUCUCGAGAAAGACUUUCAACAUUUGAAAGACAAAACGGUGGUCCUUCCAGAUGGACAAGAGUGCCAUGUGCUGACCCAAUUCCCGGAUGUCUACGGUGACAUUCGAAUGCUGCGGUUCCUGCGGAAAGAUCGAGCCAAAAAUCCAGUCUCCGCUUCCAUUUCCUACCGAAAAUUUCUCCGUUGGAGACGCGACAAUGAUGUGGACCUAGUCAGGGCUCAAGUAGAAGUCUAUCCCUACAAGGUACCUUCCAAGCUACAAGUCAUCUCCAACUUGCUACCUUGUGACUUUGAUGGCCACUCCUUUGAGGAUUCUGUUUUAAUAUCCCUCUAUGUGGGACAGUGGCAAACUUCUGACCUGGCACGCCUCAUUAUUCAAGAUGACAAUGAGCUCUCUCUGCAAGAUUUCCUCUUGUAUUGGACCUACAAUUUUGAACCGCUCCACAAACAGCUGCAUGCCAAGAGCGCGGCACAAAAAACAAUGGUCUUUGUCAAUGCCAACAGCGAUCUCGACGGCUUUCGAAUCCAACAGCUAUCACCGUCCUUCAUUUCCAUAGUUCUCAAGCCUUGGGUCCAGCAGCUGCAGGCCAAUUACCCAGAGACGGCCAAACGGAUCGAUGUGAUCCAUCCACCGCGAGUCGUUGCUCUGCUUUGGAAACUCAUCACACCAUUGUUGAGUCCAGGCACUGUGGCCAAGAUACGCAUCCGCUAGCUAGCAAAAGCACAACGACAAUUCACGUUGGUAGCGUAGCUGUCAGCCAUAAGGGUACUCGUGGAACCCCUGCACCGUACCGUAUUAUGUGGGGUUGUGACUCGAAUCCUCGAUGGAAUAAGGUCACUCAAAAAUUGCUAUUCAAGUCAUUGUUGCCUGUAUGUUGCUUCAGCGCCUUUUGCAACCUGGGAACCCAAAAUUCUUCUGUCUUCCUGUUCACAUAGCUGUUGAAUGAAUGAAAGUAUUGCAACAAGGACUGUGUAAGAAAAGGACGACCUCACCAAGGAAGGAAGCACCAACUAUUGACCUACCAGUUGUAGGCCCAAUCUUUGUCAUCGCCGACUCCAUGCUUUGCCUCGUCGUAGUCAAACGGAAAGGGCACCCCAAUCCGGCACCUGGCCCGUGGGUCGCUGUAGCCUACUUUGCAAGCCUUAUUCCAUCCAGCAGUAUCCUGACGUGCCACAGCUUUGGUAUGCAGCAUUGUUGCUUCAUUGAUUUCGUCGGAAUAUCGUCCGAGUAGACCCGCAAUUCGGGUCUUGAGCCAGGGAAACCCAGCGGCCUCGAACUCGGUUUUAUUCAUCUCGGACAGGACGGUGACUGUGGAAUAGUGAAUAAAGUGCUGCAAUACAAAGUCUGGGAGGUGCAGAAAGGCGACAGUUGAGCUGCCACCAUGACGCUGUUGUGCUGAACGUGACACGCAAGAUGUUAGCUUAGCUUACCUGGCCGAUACAAUUGCUUCUCUGCUGGCAUGACAUCCUUCUUGGGGCCAGACUGGCGGUCACAAUUGUAAGUCUGCAAUACCGUGGUAUCCUCAGGAAUAGUCAACUCAAAACAGAGGAAGCUGUUGCUACACUGCUCCGUAUCAUGAAUAGGUACGGGUUCCCUGGCAAACAGCAGUGAAUCAGUUAAACGCCGCGGGAAACCUUCGCGAGACAAGGAACCGACCGAACUUACUUUAUUAAAUCUCUUCGAGGCCAUGCUCGCCAACUACCAAAGGAAAGGAUUUUCAAUCCGGUUCGAUCAAGGUCGUCCAGAAUAGGAAUGAUGCUUGUGUACUUGCCCAUUGGAAUCAAGUAUUCAUCAAUGUCAAACUGGCCUGAAAUCGUAGAGGAUGCAAGUGGACAUGAGAGAGUUCGUUUCUGUCGUGCUGCUGAUCUACCAUGCUAUACAAUGUCAUGUACUCACCAAUCCAUUCCACGUGGGGGCCGAAUCUCAGCCUGCAAGAGGAUUCUGCCGCGUAUUGUGAAGAACGUUCGCCAGGACUGUCGACGUUGUUUGGAUUGUUGUUGCAUACAUGAAAAGGCCACUUGAUGUAUGUAAUUUCAUUUGGAAACAUAUCUGCAAUGGGUUUCAAAGUGAUUUCACUGGAAAAGGCAUAGCUGUUGUCGUAUAGAUAAAAGUGCUCAAACCCAAGCAUCUUGUUGAAUGUAAUCCACUCCAACAUGCGUCUCUGUCCAUCAUUU